Messenger RNA from Magnolia sinica, 669 nucleotides. RefSeq names its product ATP synthase subunit beta, mitochondrial. Gene Ontology annotation, biological process: proton motive force-driven mitochondrial ATP synthesis. Lineage: Eukaryota; Viridiplantae; Streptophyta; Magnoliopsida; Magnoliales; Magnoliaceae. The transcript is spliced from 3 exons. Bases 1 to 669 code for a protein of 222 amino acids. Gene Ontology annotation, molecular function: ATP binding. The record is from RefSeq and is a predicted model, not a curated record.
AUGGCCUCUGCUUUGCUGGGUCGUAUCCCAUCUGCUGUCGGUUACCAACCAACAUUGGCUACUGAUCUUGGAGGCCUGCAAGAGCGUAUUACCACAACAAAGAAAGGUUCCAUCACCUCUGUCCAAUCUAUUUAUGUGCCCGUUGAUGACUUGACAGAUCCAGCUCCUGCAACUACCUUUGCUCAUCUUGACGCCACGACUGUGUUGUCACGACAGAUCUCAGAGCUUGGUAUCUAUCCUGCUAUCGAUCCUCUUGAUUCAACAUCUCGUAUGCUUUCCUCCCGUAUUUUAGGACAAGAGCACUAUAAUACUACUCGUGGUGUCCAAAAGGUUCUCCAGAACUACAAGAAUCUUCAGGAUAUUAUUGUAAUUUUAGGAAUGGAUGAGCUCAGUGAAGAUGAUAAGUUGACUAUGGCUCGUGCCUGUAAAAUUCAAAGGUUCCUGAGUCAGCCAUUCCAUGUUGUUGAAGUGUUCAUAGGUACUCCUGGAAAAUAUGUUGAAUUGAUGGAAUCCGUUGCCAGCUUCCAGGGUGUUUUGGAUUGGAAAUUUGAUGAUCUUCCCGAACAGUCAAUUUACAUGGUGGGAGGAAUUGAGGAGGUCAUUGCUAAGGCUGAAAAGAUUGCCAAGGAGUAUGCCCAAGGAGAACUAACCACCCAAAAAAGACCAUGA